Messenger RNA from Phymastichus coffea, 1878 nucleotides. RefSeq lists its product as uncharacterized. NCBI's taxonomy places the organism in Eukaryota, Metazoa, Arthropoda, Insecta, Hymenoptera, Eulophidae. The transcript has 3 exons. The record is from RefSeq and is a predicted model, not a curated record. Bases 323 to 589 code for a protein of 88 amino acids.
AUACCUCAUACGUACGAGCAUCUGCUUAUAGGCUGUCCGAGACAGGCCGGUGCAGGAGCAAACGAGAGGAAAAGUAAGCAGCCGAGCAACCCCCACGCCACUCGACGCUACUUCUCGGCAGGCCGGAGCUGCACAACCAACUACUGCGGCAGCGCGGCCAAUUCAAACAGUCUUUCAGUCUAGCGCCGCCGCGGUUCGUAACGCCUCGAGGCGCGCUGCUCCUCGCCCGGCACUUCUCUCCCAGUAUUUUCGCGCGACGCUCGCGUGUGCUUCGUUGUUGUUGUUGUUCCGAGGUGAUUUGUGACAAGACUCGUCCGUCAACAUGAGGAUCUUUGCUGUGUUCGUUGUGAUCGUCGCCGUUGUUAUUAGCCUCACACAGGCACAAAACUACCACCAGCUGUUCGCUGGAUUCGGACCAUAUCUCCAACAGUCUUCAGGAAUGAGGGAUCCGAGGUCGAACACUGGACCAGUUGUAUUCCCGCCAAGUCCAACGUCGGACCCGAACGAGACGAGCGGGGUAAUUGUAGGUGCAAGCGGAUAUGGAUUCGUGCCACCCAACGCAGGUAAACCAAUCGGCCGCGGGUUCUGAGUGGAGUAUUCUCAUCUUGGUGGAACUUUGAUAUAGUAUUAUGAUAAAAAAAAUAGUAGCAGCGCUUUUUACUUACAUGUGGAAAAAGGAAGAAAAAAAUUGACAAACAACCGAUAAUUUCUCGCUUGACUCUCCAGGUUGUAAAUAAAACUACCACACCUGGGCUGGAGAGUAAGCUUGAAAGCUUCUAUUUUUAAGUUUUAAGAAACGAGCACUCGUCUUUUUUUGUUUGUGUAUAUAUAUAUAACUGUUAUUUGUUAAGUACCCACAUCUUCCCGUCCUUUUUGUUUAUUCUCUCGAAUUAACUUACGCAAUGGAAUAAUAAUAAUAAAUCAAAACAGAAGAGCUAUUUAUGUAAAUUGAAUCGAUGUGAAUAACCUCCUACAUCCCUGCUGAUUUUUGUCCUUGCACGCAAAUCCUGUCCAGCACACAUACACGCAGCUGAAUGGUGCGAGGUCUGCAACAGCUUUGAAAUAAAAAGACGAAAGCUCGUAAAUCGGCGAAAUUCGCGCCGUGUUAUCAGAUGCAUGAGUUUUGCUUGGUAGUGUGUUACACAACGAUCGAUCCAUACCUACACGCCCAAAUAAAUAUAAAUCCCCGAGUGAGGCGCAGUGCAGAUUGGCACGUUCGUCGACUGCAUCAGAUUAAAACCAAAAAGCUCUUCGCGCAAAACAUUGUAUACACACGCGCGCGUCGUACAUACACCCUGUAUUCUUAUCACCUGAUCUCGUGUGCAUGCUUCGCGAAACGCUUUCACUCUCGCGGGAGAAUUCAGAGCAUACGAGGCUGAGUUCGUUCACGUACCACGGGCUUGUCGGGAGAUGCUGUCACCGUCAUUGCUGUUCUUGGGAACAAUGACGUGUGUAUUAGACUCCUGUCUUACAUCGUGUUCUUCAAUGCUGCCGUGUUCAUGUAGUAUUCCAUCGAGGAAGUUUUGGCGCGCAUAAAUGCAAUCGCUCAGCUCGUGCCACGGUGAAAGCGCGCGUUUUCGAUUUCAUUCGGAUGACACCAUCCCGCGAUGUAAUUAAAACUUUCUACCGGCUAAAAUCAUCACAGAGUCACGAGGAUCUUAUAGACUUCUCUUUUUAUUUGUCGAUUGCCAUUGCACAAGUCUCUGCACCGCUUUCGACGGGAUUAUAUUGGUAACUUCGCUGAUAGAAUGCUUGCCUCAAACUAAUUAAAAUGUUAAUCACUAACGCUAUAAUUAUGCACUGUGAGUGUGGAAAAAUAUUCUUGGUUGUGCAUGUACGUAGUUUCAAAGUGUGUUUACAACAUCUCAAUGUAAUAAA